AUGUCAGUUGAUGUGCGUUAUCUAGCAUUCGGAGGAAUAACAGCGAUCCUCCUUUUCGGAACGCUCUACUCCGUCGCAUACGAUACUUAUCUGGACACCUCCAAUCCAGUUCUCACACAACUCCCUCACCAUCUACAUGCAACGCACUACUUUGCAAAUAAAGCCAACUUCCUAAACUUAUAUUUCAUCAAACGCGCAUGGGGCUGGACUUCUGCCGCCUUCCUCACCCUCUGGCUCACCAGCCCACCGCACAAGCGGACAGUGCAUAGAGUAGUCAAGUGGGGAGUAGAAACAACCGUAUGGCUCGUGUUCACAGGCUGGUUCUUCGGACCUGCCCUCCUCGAAAGGCUCACAGCAGCUUCGGGGGGCGAGUGCACGGUCACCCUCCAGUCCGGCACCGUGUUCACCGUCCCGUAUGAAUACUGUUUCACGCGGACGGCCAUAUCACGAGAAACGCAUCCGUCCUUGUUUGUUGGAUCGUUUGCCGAGUCGUCGUUGGGGAUGCUGGAUGAUAGGUUGCAGGUGCUCCCACGCCUAAGGAAGGGACAUGACGUUUCGGGCCACGUCUUCCUCCUUACUAUGUCCGCUCUCUUCUUGGUGGACCAGAUCAGAGUCUCUCUGCGCGCCAGGACAUGGUCGCUUGCGCAUGCUUGUGCAGUCGCGUUCAAUAUCGUACUCGUCGCGAUCUGGUUGUUCGCAAUCUUCACUACCGGCGUGUACUUCCAUUCGCCAUUUGAAAAGUUCACUGGAUAUUUGUUGGGAGUCGCAGGUUACAUUGUGACUUUGUUGUAUUAG
Suillus subalutaceus is the source of this 795-nucleotide messenger RNA. RefSeq names its product Fat storage-inducing transmembrane protein. Gene Ontology annotation, biological process: lipid storage; lipid droplet organization; phospholipid biosynthetic process. Gene Ontology annotation, cellular component: endoplasmic reticulum membrane. The coding region runs from base 1 to 795 and encodes 264 amino acids. The record is from RefSeq and is a predicted model, not a curated record. Lineage: Eukaryota; Fungi; Basidiomycota; Agaricomycetes; Boletales; Suillaceae. The transcript is spliced from 2 exons.